Melospiza melodia melodia is the source of this 4485-nucleotide messenger RNA. RefSeq names its product R3H domain and coiled-coil containing 1 (gene R3HCC1). The record is from RefSeq and is a predicted model, not a curated record. The coding region runs from base 105 to 2147 and encodes 680 amino acids. The transcript is spliced from 8 exons. Gene Ontology annotation, molecular function: nucleic acid binding. NCBI's taxonomy places the organism in Eukaryota, Metazoa, Chordata, Aves, Passeriformes, Passerellidae.
GGAGGAGCCGGGGCCGGGCGGGAGGAGCCAGAGCCGGGCGCAGGCGCUGCUCCGGCAUCCGCUGCUCGGCCGGGCCUGGCGGCUGUCCCCUGGCUCUGUGCCCCAUGGAUGGCGUUUUCCUGUCGCCCAGCGAGGAUGAGUUCGUGGGCAGGAUCGUGGAGGAGCUGGAGCACUUCAUGGAGCAGGGCCAGCACCACCGGGUGCUGCUCUUCCCACCCCUGUCCAGCCGCCUCAGGUACCUGAUCCACAGGACCGUGGAGAACAUGGAGCUGCUGAGCAGCUUCUCGGUGGGAGAGGGCUGGAGGAGGAGGACAGUCAUUUGUCACUCUGCUGUCAGGCUUCCCAGCGAGCCCUCCAGUGACCACAAGCCGGGUCCCGGCGCUGCCCGUGCGCAGCGCCCGGCGCAGCCCUGGGGCCGGGGGGCGCGGGGGGCCCGGGGGCUGCGCCACGCCGGGGACACCACGCACGGGGACAGCGCCCGCGCCACCGUGGGCUCGGGCAGGAUCUCCAGACCGCCCCGGAGGAAAGCAGAGCGAGCCCCGUUCGUGCCCCGCGGGGGCCGGAGAAAGGCGAAUUGGAGGGAGCGGGAGAGCCCCGGGGAUGAGGCGGCUGCAGGAGGGGAAAACGGCGGCAGGAAUCCCAGCCGGGAGCGGCAGGACCUGGGCGGGGCUGGGAAGGAAGAGCAUGUCCCUGGGAGAGGCAGCGCUGAGCAUCCCCUGCGUGGUGAGGAGGUGCCGUCCUUGGGAAAUGGCGGCGAUUCCUGCGAGCGGGAAGGUCGGGGUGAGGACUGUUCCCAUUCCCCAAAUUCUGCACACCACCAACACCCACCUGAGGCAGAGCAGGAAGAACCAAGCCAUGGCAGCACCAUUGUUCCAGAGCACAGCAAACACCCACCUGAGGGAGGAGAGGAAGAAUCAAUCCAUGGCAGCACCAUUGUUCCAGAGCACAGCAAACACUCACCUGAGGCAGAGGAGGAACCAAGCCAUGGCAGCACCACCAUUCCAGAGCACAGCAAACACCCACCUGAGGGAGGAGAGGAAGAACCAAGCCAUGGCAGCACCACCAUUCCAGAGCACAGCAAACACUCACCUGAGGCAGAGGAGGAACCAAGCCAUGGCAGCACCACCAUUCCAGAGCACAACAAACAUCCACCUGAGGGAGGAGAGGAAGAACGAAGCCAUGGCAGCACCACCAUUCCAGAAGGCAGCGACUUCCAGGCCCAGCUGCAGGAGGAGAAGCAAUCCAGCCGGGAUUCCAGAGGGUUGGAGUGUGGGAGGAGCUGUGUCCCUUUGGAGAACCACGGUGGCAGCAGGACAGCCCCAGGUGUGACAGCCCCAGGUGUGACAGACACUGUGGUGGAUCAGCAUUCCCGGAAUUCCCAGGGAGUCCCGGCUGUUCCCAGCCCCAGCGCUGGGCAGGUGGAGCAGGAGCCCCUGCAGAAGGUUCUGGAAGGUCCAGCCGAGGCUGUGGCUGCCCCUGAGCCGCUCCAUGAGGGAGAUCCAGGGCGGAUCCAGGGGAAGGAGGAAGAGGAGGACAAGGAAGGCUCCGGUGUGGCCGAGGCAAUGAGGAGGGGCCUGGAUUUGGCUGCAGGGGACAGAGAGGGGACGAGGCAGAGCGGCCUCGAGGACGACUGCAUGGCAGAGCUCCUGGCUGAGAUCGUUGGGAACCUGUCAGUGAAGGACAUCAGCAUCGAGAGGAUCUCUGUGGAUUACUCUGGCUACGGGGAGGCGCAGGUCAGCGAGGGGGACCUGGCCCACGUCACCGAGAUCUACGACUUCCCCUCGUCCCUGAAAACCGAGGAUCUGCUGGGAAUGUUCUCGGAUUUCCAUGAAAGUGGCUUCAAAAUCCAGUGGGUGGAUGACACCCAUGCCCUGGGAAUCUUCUCCAGCCCCUCCACAGCCUCGCAGGCCCUGGGCCGCCGCUACCCCUGCCUGAAGAUCCGGCCGCUGCUCCACGCCAGCAAACAGGCCAAGGUCAAGGCCCUGCAGAGACCGAAGCUGCUUCAGCUGGGGAAGGAGAGGCCCCAGACGGACACGGCCGUGGCCAGGAGGCUCCUGUCCCACGCCCUGGGCUGGAGGCAGCGGCAGCAGGAGGAGCCCUCAGGGAAUGAGGAUUUCCAGCCAGAACCCCUGGAUCAGGAGGAAUAAACCCCCCCCAAAAAAAAAACAAAAAUCAACCCCUGUUGAGGCUGUAAAGAUGAGCAUGGCCGUGCUAUUAAAUGCAUGCAGAGCAGGGGGGGUGUUUCCUUUAGUGGGGUUUUUAUUUUUUGUUUUUUGGAGCCCUGGGAAGUGCUGGAAUUCUGUGUUGGGGGUUUAAAGAGCAUCCGGGGAAGGUGCAGGAGUGAGGUGGUUUCUUUAUUCCUCAUCCCUGCUCUGUUUUCCAACAAAAAAUUAGCAUUAAGAGUCAGAAAAUUGGGAUUUUUUUGGGGGCCAAAGUUCAACUCCAAGCAAGGGCAGGAGUUGGAAAAUCUGUUCCGAGUUUGUUGUGAUGUUGCUGUUGGGAUAUCCCAGAACACUGACGGGCAGUGAAUCCAAGUUUUAGGGGAUUUUUUUUUUUUUCCUUAUUUACAGAGUUUCAAGAGGCUGAAACUUCCCUGUUGGUGAGGAAAGUUGGGAUCUGCUCAUCAGGGAGAAAAAAAACCUCCAGGAUUUGCCUGUGCUGGGUUUAAAAUGAGCUUCCACCCCCAUCCCAGGCUCUGCUCCUGCUCCAGGCUGGAAUUCUGGGGGAAAACUGGAAUUUUCCCAUUGCCAGGAGGUUAAAACCUGCUGGAGCACUGGAGAAAUGACAAAUACUCAAAAUAUUCCUGCAUUUUUAAGCCUCACAACGCCCCUGUGAGGUUUUGGGGGAAGUUUGGAAUUCCCUGUGGAAUCAGCUGGAAUUGAUGUAGGAGAGGGGAGAAAACCCCCCAAAAAUUCCAUGAAUUGUGAGGAGAAAAUACACCAAGGGCUUCUGAAGUGAUAUUUCCUUUUUCCAGGGAAAAGGUGUUUUUUUUUUUUGGAGCUCUGUAGCAAAGUGUGUCCUCAGACAAACAGAGGAGAGGCAGAAAUUCCCUCUGCAAGGUGAAGAAAAGAUGGAAUAUCCAGUCAGGAGGUGAUUCCUGGAUGGACACAGCACCUGUGGGAUGGGAAUUCCCAGCCCAGGGGCCUCACUCGUCCCUGGGAAUCUGCUGAGUGCUGGGUCGCUUCAGGGAGCUUUUGUUCCCUGGGAGAUUCCGUAUGAAAUUGAAAUUCCAUGUGAAAUUCCAUGUGAAAUUCUCUGUGAAAUUGAAAUUCCCUGCAAAAUUCCGUAUGAAAUUGAAAUUCCAUGUGAAAUUCCAUAUGAAAUUCCCUGUGAAAUUGAAAUUCCCUGUGAAAUUCCUUAUGAAAUUGAAAUUCCAUGUGAAAUUCCAUGUGGGAUUCUUGGUGAAAUUGAAAUUCCCCUGUGAGAUUCUGUAUGAAAUUGAAAUUCCAUGUGAAAUCCCAUAUGAAAUUCUCUGUGAAAUUGAAAUUCCCUGCGAAAUUCCUUAUGAAAUUGAAAUUCCAUCUGAAAUUCCCUGUGACAUUGAAAUUCCCAGUGAGACUCCUUAUGAAGUUGAAAUUCCCUGUGGAAUUCCGUAUGAAAUUCCAUAUGAAAUUCCAUGUGAAAUUGAAAUUCCCCAUGAAAUUCCCUGUGAAAUUCCAUGUGAAAUUGAAAUUCCCUGUGAAAUUAAAAUUCCACGUGAAAUUCCAUAUGAAAUUCCCUGUGAAAUUUAAGUUCCCUGUGAGAUUUCUUAUGAAAUUGAAAUUCCCUGUGAAAUUCCAUAUGAAAUUCCCUGUGAAACUGAAAUUCCCUGUGAGAUUCCUUAUGAAGUUGAAAUUCCCCGUGAAAUUCCAUAUGAAAUUCCAUGUGAAAUUGAAAUUCCAUAUGAAAUUGAAAUUCCCUGCGAAAUUAAAAUUCCACGUGAAAUUCCAUAUUCAAUUCCCUGUGAAAUUGAAGUUCCCAGUGAGAUUCUUUAUGGAAUUGAAAUUCCCUGUGAAAUUCCAUAUGAAAUUCCUGUGAGAUUUCUUAUGAAAUUGAAAUUCUGUAUGAAAUUGAAAUUCCCUGUGAAAUUCUAUAUGAAAUUCCCUGUGAAAUUGAAAUUCCCCGUGCAAUUGAAAUUCCCUGUGAAAUUCCAUAUGAAAUUCCCUGUGAAACUGAAGUUCCCUGUGAGAUUUCUUAUGAAAUUGAAAUCCCCUGUGAAAUUCCCUGUGAAAUUCCAUAUGAAAUUCCCUGUGAAAUUGAAGUUCCCUGUGAGAUUUCUUAUGAAAUUGAAAUUCCGUAUGAAAUUGAAAUUCCCUGUGAAAUUCCAUAUGAAAUUCCCUGUGAAACUGAAGUUCCCUGUGAGAUUUCUUAUGAAAUUGAAAUCCCCUGUGAAAUUGAAAUCCCCUGUGAAAUUCCAGGUUCUGCGUUUGCUCCCUCCCCUCCGGAGCGCGGCCGUUGUUGGAUCCAAGCGUUUUCACUGCAGUAUUAAAUUCAGCUUUUCACUGU